AUGUGCGUGUUUAUAUUCUGUCAAUCAGCCACAGCUUCGCUUGAAAGAAGACUAAAGGCGAUGCAUUAUGAGAAGGCCCAAAGACCUUUCCAUGGAAAUAGUCCAGUCAAUGUUACAGUGCAAGUACAUAUCUAUAUGGUGGGACCAAUUGAUGAAAAACAUUUUACGUUUGAGUCUGGUUUUUAUUUGAGACAAUGGUGGGAGGAUCCUCGACUUAAAAAUAACGAUUCGUCAACCUUUCAUGGCACUUCGCUGGAUCAUCUGUUAUGGAUACCAGACACAUCGGUUUAUGAUGCCGACACUUUAACCAAGUUUAAUGACGCCAUUAGAACAGUUAUUGAGCCAACUGGUGUGGUAUAUACCAGUCGAAGGUUGUCAACUAAAACUCAUUGUAAUUUGGAUUUAAAUUUCUAUCCUAUGGAUACUCAAACAUGCAAACUCAUCCUUGAGAGUUACGCAUUCACAACAAACGAAGUCAACAUCUCUUGGCAUGACGUACCACUGAUAAGAAGUGCAGAUUUAACACUUGAAGGUUUUGAUUUGAGGAAGAUGUCAACAAAGACGAGAAGAACAGAAGUACUUGUCGGAAGUAAUUUUUUCUUAUUUUUCCAUUUAUUAAUUUAUUUAUUUGUUUCUUUACUUGUUUAUUUUUUUAAAUUAAUUAAUUCUCAAACGCGAAAAAGAAAAAUACAUUAUUGGUUCCGUAAAAACAAAUAA
This is a messenger RNA of Hydractinia symbiolongicarpus, 717 nucleotides long. RefSeq names its product gamma-aminobutyric acid receptor subunit pi-like. The transcript is spliced from 5 exons. Gene Ontology annotation, cellular component: synapse; membrane; neuron projection. Gene Ontology annotation, biological process: chemical synaptic transmission; regulation of membrane potential; chloride transmembrane transport. Gene Ontology annotation, molecular function: neurotransmitter receptor activity; extracellular ligand-gated monoatomic ion channel activity; transmembrane signaling receptor activity. The record is from RefSeq and is a predicted model, not a curated record. NCBI's taxonomy places the organism in Eukaryota, Metazoa, Cnidaria, Hydrozoa, Anthoathecata, Hydractiniidae. The coding region runs from base 1 to 717 and encodes 238 amino acids.